AUGGGGGGAAUGGGGAAAACAACUCUUGCUCAACUUGUUUAUAAUGAUGAAAAUGUCAAAUCUCAUUUUGACAAGAGAAUAUGGGUCUGUGUCUCGGACCCUUUUGAAGAGAUCAAGAUUGCUCAAGCUAUCAUUGAAGAAAUAGAUAAAGAUAAUAGUUCAAAAAGCUCAAAUGUGUUGCAAACCCUGACGCAAUGUAUAGAUAAAUUGAUUGAGGGUAAAAAGUUUCUCCUAGUUUUAGAUGAUGUUUGGAGCCCAAACUCUGAUCAAUGGGAAGAAUUGAUCAAACCUUUACAUAAUGGUGGUAUAGGAAGUAGGAUAUUGGUGACCACUAGAAAGGAGGAGGUUGUUACUUUAAUGAAAGCAACAACUCAAUUGAUCCAUUUGAAGGAGUUGGGUGAAGCAUUUUGUUUGUCAUUGUUCUAUUACAGUGCAGACAUGGAUGAGAGUAGUGUGUCCACCGAGUUUAAAAAUAUUGGAUCAGAGAUUGUGAAAAGGUGCAAUGGGUUGCCUCUUGCUGCAAAGACAUUAGGAAGCCUCAUGCGUAAUAAGAAAAAGAUUCAUGAAUGGCAAGCUGUUUUAAAGAGUAAGACAUGGGAAUUGAAAGAGAUUCAACAAGAUGUUUUUUGA
Molecule: messenger RNA, 630 nt
Organism: Rosa rugosa (rugosa rose)
Lineage: Eukaryota; Viridiplantae; Streptophyta; Magnoliopsida; Rosales; Rosaceae
Product: putative disease resistance protein RGA3
Exons: 1
Coding region: 1-630 (209 amino acids)
Biological process (GO): defense response to other organism
Molecular function (GO): ADP binding
Source: RefSeq, a predicted model, not a curated record